Messenger RNA from Pararge aegeria (speckled wood butterfly), 3787 nucleotides. It is a transcript of the gene btz, whose product is annotated as protein CASC3-like. The coding region runs from base 146 to 2272 and encodes 708 amino acids. Gene Ontology annotation, biological process: mRNA processing. Lineage: Eukaryota; Metazoa; Arthropoda; Insecta; Lepidoptera; Nymphalidae. The record is from RefSeq and is a predicted model, not a curated record. Gene Ontology annotation, cellular component: exon-exon junction complex. The transcript has 18 exons. Gene Ontology annotation, molecular function: mRNA binding.
UAUUUGACGUUCUUUCAUUUUCCGUUGCCCAAGGAGGGGAUUUACGCGAAUCUAUCACGUUAAUCACUUACACAUCGUUUUAAUUAAACUGUACAUUAACGUUAUCAAUCUGGAAGUCUUACAAGUGACCCGCGGGGACGCCGAGAUGACGUCUGUGGCCAGGAGAAGAGACCCUGAUGACUCUGGAGAGUAUUCCGACACCUCGCAAGAUAUCGAGCAGAACAACUCUGGAAAUAACGGAGGCCAGCAUGAAUCUGAUUACGACUCUCAGGGAAGUGACUCGGAGAGGUCUGAUGGUGAUCCUGACAAACAGGAGGGCGAGAGACGUGUAGAUGAUGAUGAAGACCGUAGCAAUCCCCAAUAUAUUCCUAAAAGGGGGACAUUCUAUGAACACGAUGAUCGAACUGCAGAUGGUGGCGAAGAACCGAGUAAUACGACGUCGGAGCCCGCCUCAGAAAAGAAGGAAGGUAGCGAAACGUCGUCCGACCGACGUCGACCGCCGCGCAAAUCCGAAACACUGAAUAAAUGGUCGCACGAUAAAUACAACGAGAACGAGCAGGUGCCGAAGUCCCGUGACGAACUUGUCGCUAUAUACGGGUACGAUAUUAGAAACGAGGAUGCGCCGCCACACGCCAGGCGCAAUAGGCGUUAUGGUCGCGGGCCGAACAAAUAUACACGCACAUGGGAAGACGAAGAAGCGUACAAGAGGCAAGUAGCCCAAACUCCUCACAAGAAACCACCAAGUCCUGCAGACUUCCCUGAGCUCAACGCAGUUAAUAAACCUGGAAGAAAACCUCGUCCACGUCAAAGGUCAAAGUCUCAGCCGGCAUCUAACGACUCAUCUGAGAGUGGCUCGCAGUUGCGAAGAAAUGCCUCUAUAAAGAUACCCAAUACUAAACAGAAGCCUAUUAAACCAAACGUGGUGAAACCGGGACCGAAGCAAGGGGUGCCCUCGGAACGAAGCAAGGACAAGAUACAUAUACCUUUGGAGAACCUUACUAUCACCACAACACUUAAUAAUAAUAACCAAGGUCAACCCCAGCGGAAGGUGAAUGCAGCGGUGGCUCAACAGCGACCGGUGCCUACCGAGUUGAACAAGAAGAAACCGCUUGUAACACAGCCACAGCUUCAGAGUAACGCGGUGAAGCAGCCGCCGCAACAGCAAAAGCCGUCAUCACAACAACAUGCACAACAACCGCAGCAGCAACAACAACCGCAGCCACAACAACAACAACAGCAACAAGCGACGGCCGGAGAAUCUCGUGGUGGCAGCAAGCGUUACAGCAGUCUGCGUCAAAGGCCGCUAGCGGAGACUUAUUCCCCGCAACAACAGCCGCCUCAGACACAAAAACCGCCGCCGCAGACACAACAACAGCAGCCGCCGCAGACACAACCGCCGACACAACCUCCACCACAACAGCAGCAGACACAGCCGGCGCAACAGCAACAACAACCGCCGUCCCAACAACAGCAUAGAUAUCAUGGUGAGUUUGUCGGCGGAACUCAGCCGCCACAGCACCAAGGCAGCCCGGGACCUCAAAAUAUGCAUCCCCAACAGAUCAUGCAUCCGGUACACAGGAAUGCAGUAACGCAACCUCCACACGGGCCGUCGCCGCCGCACCAAACCUUACAGCAGCCUCCUCAGCACACGCAACAGCAAGUUAGACUCGGAAUACUGGAUCAGCAGCAAAUAGUCCAGCAUCCACAUCACACAAUGCACAACAUGCCUCAACCACACCCUAUAGGUCAGUUACAACCCGCACAGGGAUAUGCGCCGCCGGCAAUGCUACCGGCGCAAUAUAUGCAGCAAAGUGGUAGCGGCGGCGUGUUCGGAGCAGCCCCCAUAUACCAACCACCGGCGGCAUAUCCCCACCAGCUUUAUCAGCACCAUAACUAUGGCACGCAAGCGGGCGGCGUGACGUACUACAGUUGUACGGAGCAAGAUCUGCCACCGCGACAGCCGCGGCGUCCCACCGCAGCCAUCCCUAUCGUUCGGCCUGCACAUUCUGAGCGGCAGGUAAAUUCCUCUGAAAAGGACAACAUAGAUCGAAUUGUUGAAAACAUGUUCGUACGGAAGCCUUGGCCCGCCCAUGGUUCCGACGGACCGAAGGAUAGGGCUCAAGAAAACAGAAAUUCCCAAGAACCACAAAGUAAGGAGCCCUCCCAACCUAACAGCUUAACAUCAAGCUCAAUAUCAACAGACUCAAAACCGGAGAGGACGGAAAAAACGGAGAAAACGGAAAGUGAGAACCCCGAUAGUGCGGAAGCCUGACAGGUAAUGUAUGAAUAUUAUAACAGGAGAUAAUUUCUUGUACGCCGUGCGAGUAAACGACAACUUUGUUAUCAAGAACUCUUAUGAUUUUAAGCCGAAUUUUCAAAGGAACCCGUAAAAAAGGCGUUAAACAUCAUGUCUAAUAUUAGCAGAAAAUCUUGUACCUAUGUUUCCUUGUACUUAAUCAUGGACGAUAAAAAAGUGGCUUUUUGUAUCGUCCACCACGCCAAGCCACGCCCAUUUUAUACGCAUUGUUUAUCUGCAAUUUCGAAUCUUUACAGUAGUUCAAAGUUAAAAAAAAACGAUAAAAUAUCUUAUUGAGGCUUAUCAAUUUAAUACGUUGUUUAAUCCAAUAACGUAAAUAUUUUUUAAAUACCACGACCACGACUUUUUUAUUUAAUUUUGGUCACGCGGUUGUUGGUAACUUUAAAUUCUCUAGCUUAUAAGUAGUUAGUUUAAAUUUAAAAUCAAUAACAAAAUUCGACCCGAACACAUACGGCAAAGGGAUUUAUUGUUUCUGCAUAAUGAGAGUAAGAAAAGUUAGUUAGUUAAUUUCUUCACUUCCAUAUCCUGUAACUUUUAUACAUCGCGACACUCGCCAAGUGGCUCUCUCACAUCCUUUUAGAUUAUUCAUAUAUAUUCAUUUUGUGUUUAAAGUAGUGCAUUCAAAUGUAUCCAAAUGUAUCCCACAUUUGGAUAAUGCACUACUUUACUAAUCUAAAGUCAUAAAAAUAAUGAUAUGGGGUAAUUUAAAUGUCGCAGAAUCUAAAUGCUGCAGAUUUUCAUGGGCUGUGACUGUAACUAACAUACCUGUCACUUAAAUUUUUCACUAUUUUAUAUAUAAAAAUACUCGAGAAUUUAGUUCCGAGCUGAAAGGUUCGAUUAUCUUAGAACGGCAGCGAUAAUGUGAGAAUCGCGAAGCUUUCUGAUUGGCUCACUCUAAUAUUAGACGCGAUGUUCCACUAUUGGCUUAUUUUAAAUUAUGCCACCAUAUGACCUAUUGAUUUAAAAGUUUAACUAAUAUUCAGACAUUUGAUUGCGUUAUGUUGUUUUUUUUCCAAAUUAUAGUUGUCUUUCCAGCUCGCACGGUACUAAAAGAUGGUCUGUUAAAAAGAUGUUUGGUCUCUUUUAUGAAAAGGGAAAUUAAAGAGCAAUAAAAAGAAUACGUAAUUUUUCUACAAAUUUUACUUAUAGAUGUGUGUGUAUCCGUACUAUGUGAUAGUGAAAACACUACUAGGCCCUAGCUCUUUUCAUCAUAAGGAAUUAAAAAGUAAGAUAAUGAAUUAGACACAGGAUAAGUAUGUAAGGUGACCAUCUUUUUAUUGAACAAGAAUAGACUUUUCUAAAUACUAUUUUGGCUGUGUUUAGCUAUUUUCAGGGUUUGAUAGUAAACAAUUUUAAAAUUAUUAUAGUAGUACCAAAAUGUUUAUCUCCUAAUAGAAAACUAGAUUCACAACUCAAAAAUGGAAAUCUUUCUUGUCAGAAAAGCCAAAGUAAAAUGAGAUUAUUUUAAUA